Rangifer tarandus platyrhynchus (Svalbard reindeer) is the source of this 807-nucleotide messenger RNA. Lineage: Eukaryota; Metazoa; Chordata; Mammalia; Artiodactyla; Cervidae. The record is from the annotation of a GenBank genome assembly.
AUGCAGAGGGAGGAAAAACAGCUUGAGGCAUCAUUAGAUGCACUGCUGAGUCAAGUGGCUGAUCUGAAGAACUCACUGGGGAGUUUCAUUUACAAGCUGGAGAACGAGUAUGACCGGCUGACCUGGCCAUCUGUCCUGGACAGUUUUGCCUUGCUUUCUGGACAGCUGAACACUCUGAACAAGGUCUUGAAGCAUGAAAAGACACCACUCUUCCGCAACCAAGUCAUCAUCCCUCUGGUGUUGUCCCCAGACCGAGAUGAAGAUCUCAUGAGGCAGACUGAAGGACGGGUACCUGUUUUCAGCCACGAGGUGGUCCCUGACCAUCUGAGAACCAAGCCUGACCCUGAGGUUGAAGAGCAAGAGAAGCAGCUGACCACGGAUGCUGCUCGCAUUGGUGCUGAUGCAGCACAGAAACAGAUCCAGAGCUUGAACAAGAUGUGCUCAAACCUUCUGGAGAAAAUCAACAAAGAGGAACGAGAAUCAGAGAGUGGAGGUCUCCGGCCGAACAAGCAGACCUUUAACCCAGCAGACACCAAUGCCUUAGUGGCAGCUGUUGCCUUUGGAAAGGGGCUGUCUAACUGGAGGCCUUCAGGCAGCAGUGGUCCUAGCCAGCCAGGCCAGCCGGGAGCUGGAACAGUCCUCGCAGGAGCCUCAGGAUUACAGCAGGUGCAGAUGGCAGGAGCUCCAAGUCAGCAGCAGCCAAUGCUCAGUGGGGUGCAGAUGGCCCAAGCAGGUCAGCCAGGGAAAAUGCCAAGUGGGAUAAAAACCAACAUCAAGUCGGCUUCCAUGCAUCCCUACCAGCGGUGA